Molecule: messenger RNA, 1523 nt
Organism: Carica papaya (papaya)
Lineage: Eukaryota; Viridiplantae; Streptophyta; Magnoliopsida; Brassicales; Caricaceae
Product: nudix hydrolase 20, chloroplastic-like
Molecular function (GO): 8-oxo-dGDP phosphatase activity
Source: RefSeq, a predicted model, not a curated record
AAAAAGUUGGAAAGACAACACAAAUGACGCCGUUGAUCGACGUAAACGACUCCGCAGCAGAUUAGCCUCCCUCCUUGUCUUUCUCCUUCAGGCAGAAUCUUGCGAUGUUCUGUAACCUUCAGAAUAUCUCACUGAUCCACUGCUCACUUUCAUGUCUCCGCAUCUCCAAAGUCUCUCAUAAGUUUCCAAAGAGAUUAUCAACCGCAUUUUCGUUUCCGUCUUCUCAUUUUUCUUCGACGAGGUUAUGCAAUCCCCGUGCAAUAUCAGCUGCAGCUAUUACUACAAGCAGCAGCAGCUUCACUUGGGACGAUGUCAUUGCAGUCUCUCGACCCGAAUAUGCGCCACAUGAUUAUUCUAAUCUCAAAGGCUUCUUUGACAAGAUCAAAUUCUGCAAUCGCGGAGCAGAACUACAACCGGAGUUCAUUCGGUUCGUCGUUGACGGCCAAACUGUUGGUUAUAUCCAUAAAAGUUUUGCUGACCACUUAAGGGGGUUUCGUAAUGUGUUUACCUUUCCUCAAGAUAAUUCUUACGGAAACCAGUUUGGUUGUUAUGUAACUUUGCAUACAAUGUUGAAGACACCCGAGGAAAAGACCAGAGCAGUGGGAGAGGUGAUCAAAUGCUUAAGUGAGAAAGAACUGAUUCCAGGUAUACGGAAUGAGCUGUACCCUGUGAGCUCAUCAUUUGGUGCAUCGGUCUUCUUUUCAUUAGAACGCGCAGCUGCUCCUUAUUUUGGAAUUAAGGCUUAUGGAGUUCACAUGAAUGGUUAUGUUGAAAAAGAUGGCCAGAAAUUUUUAUGGAUAGGAAAGAGAAGUCAAGUGAAGCCUACAUAUCCAGGAAUGCUCGAUCAUCUUGUUGCAGGAGGACUGCCUCAUGGAAUGGCUUGUGGGGAGAAUCUUAUAAAGGAAUGCGAAGAGGAAGCAGGGAUUCCGAGAUCCAUAGCUGUUGAAGCCAUAUCAGUUGGUGCUGUUUCCUAUCUGGACAUUAAUGGGCCAAGAUACAAGCGAGAUGUUUUAUUUUGUUAUGAUUUAAAACUCCCUGCAAGUUUUGUUCCUAAAAAUCAAGACGGAGAAGUGGAGAGCUUCAGGUUGGUACCUGUUAUGCAUGUUGCAAAUGUAAUAAAGAGGACAGAGUUUUUCAAACCAAAUUGCUCCCUUGUCAUUAUUGAUUUCUUGUUUCGCCAUGGGUUCAUCGAUCCUGAAUGUUUUGGUUACUUGGAUCUAUUACAAAAAUUGAAGAAUGGAGAUUGCUCUUAGGCACCGGAUUUUCAGAAUUUGGGAAGCUCUCCUUCUGGGGUUAGAAAUUCACUAGUUAUGGGCACAUGUAAUGGAACAAAUUACCUUCACUUGGUUGAGGCCAAGUUUCUUGUGCAGGAUUUAGUGGCUGCACUCUAUCAGCUUUUGAUUCUGUCAUUACUUGUAACGGCAACCUCAAAAGUGUGAGAAAACUUUUUGCUUACUUUCCUUUCCAAGUGGCCUAGCCACUUUCUCAUUUAUAUUUUAUUAGGUUGAGUUUGAUUUGAGUUC